Chironomus riparius is the source of this 987-nucleotide messenger RNA. The record is from the annotation of a GenBank genome assembly. NCBI's taxonomy places the organism in Eukaryota, Metazoa, Arthropoda, Insecta, Diptera, Chironomidae.
AUGAACGCAAUAAAUUUUAGUUUAAAAACUUUAACAUUAUUUUUAAUUUUUUUGCAAAUUCGCGCCAUUAUUUUGCCAUGUGAUUUUAGUUUUGAUAAAAAGUAUGGAUAUACGUGUCGUGUCGGUGACAUUAAUAUAACAAAAAGUCAUGUGAAAAUUAAAAGAAUUGGUGGAAAUCAUGAAGAAGAAAGAAAAUUAUUCAAUCGGACUGACACAGAUGUCUUGCGCGUGAUAAUGUUCAAUCGUACUAUAAACUUUCUACCUGUUAACAUAACACAUUACUUUCCAUAUUUGAGAACAUUGCAGGUGAAAAAAUGCGGAUUGCAACGACUCACUCGAGCUCCAGAUUUGAGAUUUACAUUACGUCGAAUGUAUUUCGGAUUUAAUGAGAUUAAGAAUAUUCCUGAGAAAUACUUUUGGCAUUUCUGUCGAUUAGAAACAUUGUCGCUGCAUGGAAAUCAGAUUUCAAACAUACCGCGCAUGGCAUUUCGUGACUUGAUCAGUCUCAAGCGCUUGUCACUCAACAAUAAUCAUCUUAAGUCAAUCGAUUCAGUCUUAUUUACAAACUGUCUUAAUUUGGAAUAUGUUGACCUUGAAAAUAACUCAUUGCAGUAUAUUGAGAGCAAAUUAUUUUCAAAUCAGCCAAGGCUAAAUAAACUUUUAAUGCGAAAUAAUCAGAUAGGAGCAAUUGAGAGUGGAUUUUUGUCAAGAUUAAAGUAUAAUGAAACUGGUUUUAAUGCCUUGUUGGGAGGUAACAGGUGCAUAGAUAAUUUUACAUUUCCUCGUGAUGGAAAUUAUGAGGAUUUAUAUAGGCUUUUUGUGAAUAAUUGUUCACCACCACAAGCUAGAGUGGAAUCUACGACACCAAAGACAACUGCUAAGCCAAAAAAGAAACCAAAGUAUAGAACACCUGAUAUGAUUUUCUUUGAGAAUUGCACGUGGAAUAUUCAUAAAGAUUAUGCUCAUCAUUUUAAGCAUGGCUUUUAG